CAGACGGCGUACAGGAGAGGCGUGAGGACUAUGUACAGGCUGCGCUCGCAGUGCUGUCCUGGCUUCUACGAAAGUGGAGACCUGUGUGUCCCGCUGUGCUCUGAGGAGUGUGUGCACGGCCGAUGUGUGUCUCCUGAGACCUGCCUGUGUGAACCCGGCUGGGGAGGCCUGGACUGCUCCAGCGGCUGUGAAAGCGACUUCUGGGGCCCCCACUGCAGCAACCGCUGUCAGUGCCACAACGGGGCUAAAUGCAACCCGAUAACCGGGGCCUGCGUCUGCACCGACGGCUUCCAGGGCUGGCGCUGCGAGGAACACUGCGACCGCAGCUUCUACGGGAAAGACUGCCUGCAGGAAUGCCAGUGCUUCAACGGCGCCACCUGCCACCAUCAGACUGGGGAGUGCCUCUGUGCACCUGGAUACACCGGAGUCUUCUGUGAGGAGCCUUGUCCUCCAGGUAAACAUGGCUCCCUGUGCGAGCAGCGCUGCCCCUGUCAGAACGGAGGAACGUGCCAUCAUGUGACCGGAGAAUGCUCCUGCCCUGCUGGAUGGAUGGGUCCAGUGUGCGCCCAGCCAUGUCCUUUCGGAUGGUUCGGCAUCAACUGCUCGCAGGAGUGCACGUGUCGCAACGGAGGCCUGUGCGACCACAUCAGUGGUCAGUGUGAGUGCACGGCGGGUUACAUCGGAGAGAGAUGCCAGGAGGAAUGUCCAGUCAGCACAUACGGGCCACAUUGUGCCCAUAAGUGCGACUGCCUGAACGGCGCCAGGUGCUACCACAUCAACGGGGCCUGCCUGUGCAACGAGGGCUUCAAGGGCCCCAGCUGCCAGGACCGCUUCUGCCCCGCCGGCCUGUACGGAAUCAUCUGCGACAAAUACUGCCCCUGCAAAGCCGACAGCACGCUGAGCUGCCAUCCUCUGUCAGGGGAGUGCACCUGUGCAGCAGGAUGGGCGGGGCUUUUCUGCAACGAGACCUGCCCGGCCGGUUACUAUGGUGAGGGCUGCAGGGAGGCGUGUUCCUGCGCCAAUGGGGCCGACUGCGACGGCAUCACUGGAGCUUGCAUGUGCGCACCGGGAUAUAUAGGAGACGACUGCUCGGUCAGCUGUCCUGCAGGCCUGUACGGGACCAACUGCACCUUGCCAUGCUCCUGCAACAACGAGAUCUCCUGCUCGCACAUUGACGGCUCCUGCAUCUGCAGAGAAGGCUGGCAGGGCGUGGACUGCUCCAUCCCCUGCUCCAGUGGCUUUUGGGGCCUGAGCUGCAAUCAGACGUGCCAGUGCGCCAACGAGGCGGCGUGCGACCCAGUCAACGGGACCUGCACCUGCUCGCCAGGCUGGAGGGGCGAGUACUGCGGCGUACCAUGUCCUGAGGGAUCAUACGGGCUGGACUGCAGAGAGAGAUGCGACUGUGUCCACGCUGAUGGCUGCGACCUGGUGACCGGCGCCUGUCGAUGCCUCGCAGGAUGGACUGGUGUCCACUGCGACGGCGUGUGUCAUGAGGGCCGAUGGGGGCCGAACUGCUCCUACAGCUGCAGCUGUGAGAACGGAGGCUCCUGCUCCCCCGAGGACGGCGCCUGCGUGUGCGCCCCCGGUUACCGUGGCACCAGCUGCAGGCGAACCUGUUCUCCUGGGUUCUACGGCCACCGCUGCAGCCAGUCGUGUCCUCAGUGCGUCCACAGUGACGGAGCGUGCCACCACAUCACCGGACGCUGCGAAUGUCUCUCCGGGUUCUUCGGAUCCCUCUGCAACCAAGUGUGUCCUGGUGGAAAGUUCGGAAAGGCCUGCUCUGAGACCUGUCUGUGCACCAACAACGGCACCUGCAACCCCAUCGACGGCUCGUGUCAGUGCUACCCUGGAUGGCUUGGCGAGGACUGCUCCAAACUGUGUCCGCCAGGCUCGUGGGGUCCAGACUGCAUUCACAUGUGUAACUGUCACAAUGGAGCUCAGUGCAGCGCCACAGACGGAGAGUGUAACUGCAGCCCUGGAUGGACAGGACUCUUCUGCACACAGCGUUGUCCGACAGGCUUCUACGGCUCCCAGUGUGCCGAGGUGUGUCGCUGCCAGAACGGGGCGGACUGCGACCACAUCACAGGACAGUGCUCCUGCAGGACGGGCUUCAUUGGACAGAGCUGCGAGCUCAAAUGUCCUGCAGGAACGUUCGGCUAUGGCUGCCAGCAGCUGUGUGAAUGCAUGAACAACGCUACAUGUGACUACGUGACGGGAACGUGCUACUGCAGCAUCGGCUUCAAAGGCAUCCGAUGUGACCAGGCGGCUCUGAUGAUGGAGGAGCUGAACCCCUACACCAAGAUCAGCCCGGCGCUGGCGUCCGAGCGGCAGUCGGCCGGCGCCGUUCUGGGCAUCGUGUUCCUGCUGCUGCUCAUCAUGGCCAUGCUCGCCUUGGUGGUCUGGUUCCGCUAUCGGCAGAGAGAGAAAGGCCAGCACGUGCCCAACGUUGCCUACACGCCCGCCAUGCACAUCAAUUCUACCGACUACUCCCUCUCAGCAGGGCUGCCAUGUGCAGGCCUGCUCUCUGCAGAGACCUCUCCCAGUAACAGCUCUGCAGGCGGCUGCUUCUCCAACCCCAGCUACCGAACCCUGGGGCCGUGCACCUACGCCGCACACUACGCCAAGCCAGACAAGAAAAGCUCCACCAAGAUUAAGACGAAGAAGCAGAACAGGAACAGGAACAGCGCUCCAGAGUGGGGAGCCUACUGCAACCUCAGUGAGCUGGGUGUUUACUGCAUCGAUCGGCGCUACAGCUACCAUGUGGAGCCAUGCUACAGAGACUACAUGAAGGGCUCCUUGUCCAGCACCUGCUCCCUGAACAGUGAGAACCCGUACGCCACCAUUAAUGACCCCCCCGCUGUGUGCAAACACUUGGAGAGCAGCUACGUGGAGAUGAAAUCCCCAGCUCACCAUGAACAUGUGACUCACUGCUGCUCUGCCGCCAUCAUCAGCGCCACCGCCAGCCUGCCGGCCAAGAACAUCUACGACAUGGAGCCGACCGUCAGCAUCGUCCAGGGCGUCGGAGCUGAGCUGGUUCCCAGUUACCCCCAGAACCCGUACGACCUGCCCAGGAACAGCCACAUCCCCAGCCACUACGACCUGCUACCUGUGCGCCCUAGCCCCUCCCACAGCCACAGCCCGCCACUGCCCGGCAGCCCCACCAGCUCGCUGCUGUAAACCUCCUCCCCAGUGCCCAAAACCAGGACGCUGAUGGGACCCGGUGCUCCCAGUUCAUCCACAACCAGAAAAGGAAGAGAGGUGCGUUCAGGGUUUCAGUCAGCGAACGCAGGAGGACACGGAUGUUCGUUGUUUCAACUCAAGUUUCUUCUUUAUUUUAGGUGCACCCUGCUGCACUGAGGUUUGAUAUUUUGUCCUGAGCUGUUUGUUUUUCAGCAGUUUUUCUCCAUCGGAAAGCGUCCAUAAGAGGAACUUACAGGUGCACACAAGUCUGCCUGUUUUCAGGUAUGUGACAUGUGGGUUCAAAGGAUGGAAGGAUCAGGAAAAUGACCUGCUCAGUAAGAAAAAUGAAAAAGAAUCCUGCUUUUCUGGGACUUUCCUUAAGGCUGGAGUUGUGUUGUAAAGACUGAAGCUUCACACCUGGAGAAGGUGUCUGACUUCCUGACCCUGUCCGGCCUGGACAGAGACACCUGCUGGACGUCUCUGAUGGUUGAGAGGAAGAAAUGCACACAAACUGCAGCCUCCUCAGAUUUAAACACUCUGUGAAGUUCUGCUAUUUUUACAUCUUUUCUUAUUUCCUGUUUACAUAUUCAAAGAUCCCGUCGGGGUCCAUAUUUUCUCUCUGGAAAGUUCUCUUUUUGUAUGUUCUGUAGACAAAGUGGUGUGUUGGAUGUACACUUGCUGUACGCUAAUGAUUAUUGUGCUUUUUCUUAGUUGUGUCGAGCUUAAUACACAUGCAUGCCAAAGAUUAUUCCAGAUAGAAUAGUUAGAAAAGACCUACAGUCCGGUUUCUACCAUCAUCAUGCUCAGAUGGUGAAAAGCCAUUAUUUUCAUAAGUUGUGACCUAAACUGUGUUUUUUGGGGAAGAUGUGUUGUCCUUGUUGCAGUGAGGUCAGAAGAGGAACACCUACAUGGAAACAACUCUAAUACCUCUUGCCUCUCCCUUCUAAUUUCCAGUUUUAUUCCCAAACAUGUAGAUGUUUGUAAAAACUGCUGAUAUAACAGAAAAAAACCCACAUAUUCAUGGAUACAAAGUACUGAGACUUCUUUGUUGUUUUGUAUUCAAACAAUUUGAAAUAUUUAUUUUAGGCUGAUUAAACUGUUUGUUUUUUUUUUACAUCGCUCUUCUCACACUUACCUCCACGUGAUGAUCAGUUUUUCCUAAAUCCAGGCACACACCUGUAGAAACGUACUUAGGACGUCUGGAAGCUGCUGCCGGAGGAAACAACCAAGUACUGAUUUCAGAACCUUUUUGCAAAAUCAAUCCUCAUUUUCUUAUUACGUUUAGCAAAAACUUUAUUCCAAAGUAACAGAGUUUGGAACACCAUUAGGUCCCAAAGACCCGUUUUAAAACUCGGGGAGACCUGGCUUUUCAGGCUGUGGCCUCCAGACUCUGGGAUGACUUGCCCGUCCCUCCGUGUGGUCGAGUCCGUGGACUCAUUUAACAAGCAGUUUCAAACUACUUUAUUCAGGAAAGCUUUUUCAUGGUGGUUAUUAUUUAUUUGAUUAAAUUAUGUUGUUUUAUUGCAGCCGUUUUAUGUACAGUACAGAUUUGUAUCUGUGAAAAGCGCUUUAUACAUAAAAUGACUAACUUUACUUACAGAGACCGGCGUGAGCAUGAGCACUGCAGGUGGAACCCGACCUGAAGUCCACCCAUUGUUAGAGGUGUUAUUUAGAGAUUCUUAAAGGUAUAGAGGGAUGAUACAGCCUCAUCUUUAUCAUAUUAUAGAGACAUGACCAAAACAGAGACAUAUUGUGAUCAGAGGAGAAGCAAACAUUAACCCUUAAAACUCCAAGCCAUUUUUCUUGGUUUUUGGUCCACCUGUUGCUUUUUAAUGUAAACCAGCCUGUAGCAGCUGAAGCUUUUAAUCCCAGUCAGCAUCAGA
Messenger RNA from Melanotaenia boesemani (Boeseman's rainbowfish), 5063 nucleotides. Its product is annotated as multiple epidermal growth factor-like domains protein 10. Lineage: Eukaryota; Metazoa; Chordata; Actinopteri; Atheriniformes; Melanotaeniidae. The transcript has 22 exons. Bases 31 to 3177 code for a protein of 1048 amino acids. The record is from RefSeq and is a predicted model, not a curated record. Gene Ontology annotation, molecular function: protein binding; scavenger receptor activity.